Molecule: messenger RNA, 14684 nt
Organism: Tympanuchus pallidicinctus (lesser prairie-chicken)
Lineage: Eukaryota; Metazoa; Chordata; Aves; Galliformes; Phasianidae
Gene: MTPAP
Product: mitochondrial poly(A) polymerase
Exons: 9
Coding region: 15-1721 (568 amino acids)
Cellular component (GO): mitochondrion
Molecular function (GO): poly(A) RNA polymerase activity
Source: RefSeq, a predicted model, not a curated record
GGAACGGCCGGGCGAUGGCGCAGCGCGCGGGAGGGCGGGCUCUGUGCCUGCUGCGGGGCCGCCUGCUGCCCCCCGGCCCGGCGGCCGCCCGCCUCGGCUCCUCGGGGCCCGCGCUGCAGCGGGCGGGCGGCGCCGAGGAGGCAGAUGCUGAAGUCAGUAGCAGGAAGAAGACAUUCACUGAGGUUCAGACAGAACGAUUGGAACAGGCAGAUCGGAGUGUGUUAAUUAAGUGCCCAUCAAAACUUAAUGAAAAAAAAUUACUGCAGUAUUUAUCCAGUCAUGGAAACAUUGACAAUUACUUCUUUUUUGAAAAUCGUGGUAUUCAUGCUUUAAUAGAAUUUUCAGAGAAGAGCAGUGUAGCCUCACUACAGGCUGUUACUGGAAUUCCAAGGGCUGCUGAGCAUCAUGUUGUCCCAUAUAAAUCCAGACUUUUUACUUUCACGCUGAAAAACCCCGGUAGUCAAGCUGCUGAAGAAAGGCCAGUCAACCUCUCUCCUCAGUCUCACAUUCCAGUGAAUGAGCUUAUUCCAAAGCUUUGUCGUGCAGACAGUGUAAGCAGUCAAAUGUACACUCUGCUGGAUGAGUAUCAACUUACAGAAGAAAACAUCAAGCUCCGAUACCUGGCCUGUUCUCUGGUUCGGGAUUUUGCACGCGCGUAUUUUCCAGACAGCACUGUAAAGCCAUUUGGCUCUUCAGUGAACACCUUUGGCAAAUUGGGGUGUGAUGUGGACAUGUUUCUGGACUUCCGUGAUAUACAGAAGCAUCCUACAAAAAUGAAAAAAGGUCCCUUUGAAAUGGAGUAUCAGAUGAAAAGAUUGCCAUCGGAAAGGUUAGCAACUCAGAAGAUUCUUUCUAUAAUUGGUGACUGUCUUGACAAUUUUGGUCCUGGGUAUUCAAAUGUACAGAAGAUACUCAACGCUCGCUGCCCCCUGGUGAAAUUCUCCCAUCAACCAACAGGAUUCCAGUGCGACCUGUCAGUGAGCAACAGCAUUGCUAUAAGGUGUUCAGAACUCCUGUAUAUUUACGGCUGUUUAGAUCCCCGUGUGAGAGCUCUGGUGUUCAGUUUACGAUGCUGGGCCCGUGUUCAUGGCCUUACAAACAGUGUGCCCGGUACCUGGAUUACAAACUUCUCUUUAACCAUGAUGAUCAUGUUUUUUCUGCAAAAGAGAUCGCCACCUAUCAUUCCAACACUAGACCAACUUAAAGAGCUGGCAGAUGAAAAAGACAAACAUGUAAUUGGAGGGUAUGAUUGCUCAUUUGUGAGCGACUUCAGCAAGGUUAAGCCCACAAAAAACACGGAAACGCUUGAUGAGUUGCUGUGUGACUUUUUUCAAUACUUUGGAAACUUCGACUUCAGAAAGAAUUCCAUAAAUCUUCGAAAGGGAAAGGAAGUAAAUAAACCUGAGUCGUCUCCUCUUUAUAUCUGGAAUCCUUUUGAACAAGACCUUAAUAUCAGCAAGAAUGUUAAUCAGCCACAGCUGGAGAAAUUUGUUGCUGUGGCCAGAGAAAGUGCCUGGAUUUUACAGAAGGAAGAUAAAACUCAGCAGAUGAUCAAUAAGGAACCCUGGGGACUGGCAGCUGUACUGAUACCAUUUGGAAAAAGCAAUCCAAACACCAUGAAGAGUAGGACAAAGGGAAUGGGAAGUGAAACAAUCAAAAGCCUCUUGGACUCUUUAAAGUUAAGUGAUGCAAACAACGUACAGAAAGCAGUGGGAAAGUGACUUUCAGCACAGAAAACACAGUAACUGCUGUUCUGUUUUAGGAAUUGAAUGUGGCACAGUUUGAAGAAUAUUGCUUUUAAUAUUUCUUUUGUGGUGAAAUGGAGAGUUGGGUGACCUCUGAUUGUCAUCGUGAUGUUUUUUUUACAGGUCUACUUUCUGUACAUCAUCUCCUCCUUUACUCUUCACUUUUCCUUGUGUUUUGUGAAUGAAGAGCAUUAAAAUGCAAAUUUUACAGGUACAUUUUGGAAGUAGACUUUGGUCACUCUUCAAAAAAGAAAAAAAAACGAACGAAAAGAGGAGCAUGGGAAAAAGCCACUGGGAACUGUUUCAGUUCUUUUUGGUUAAGUAAAAGCUCAAGAAGUAACCCCCUUUCAGUGAAAGUACAUCUUAAGAUGAAUUUUGAACCACUGCUUCUGCUGCAGUCACAUGCAGGAAACCAGUAAAAGUAAAGUGCAUGUGUCUAUUUUUGUAAUUAUUUUCAAUUCAUGGGGCUAGAGCUAAGACAAAAAUAAAGAGGAUGGAAUUAGAUAACAGGGUUUACAGUUUCGUAGGUUAUUGCUCUCCAAGGAUAGAGCACCUGUUUUGUGUUGGAAAAGUGGGUGUGCUUGUGUUUACCACCUGUUCUCAAACUUCUUCAACCAAAUCUUUAUUAUUUUUAUGCAGAUAGUGCUUGUUCCGACUCAUCAGCUCAUGUUUCUGAUUUUGCCUUCAAUUUAAGCUUGUACUUCAUGUUCCAGUAGGGGACUUCUUUUGGUGCCCUUCUGGCCUUAUCAACUCUCCUGAAAGUUGCUGCCUACUGGACAGCACCAAAACCUUCCUCUUGCUAUCUCUGCUUCUCUUUUUGUCCUUUUGGGGAUUUCACAGGAAAUCCUGUAACAUACUUGAGCCCACAGUCCUGUCUUACUUUUCAGAUAUUCAGUGGAGUGCUGACUGUCCAUGUUUCAGAUCAGCUAGGCCAGCAAGAGUCAACUUUUCUCACUGCCUUGAAGAAAGCAUUGAGUUCUUUGUGCUUAUACCAUAAGAGAGUGUUUUUAGGGGAGUAUAGAGGGGGCUGGAAGGAAUGAAGACAGAAAGAGAAAUGGAAAGAGAGCACACAAAGUACAGAUUUUCAGGUAGAUUUGUGAUUAUUCUGCCUGUCCAGUUUGUGCCACCGAUGCAUUAAAACUAAAUGGCAAGCAUGAUAAGAACAAUUACACAGAUUGUUAUUUUGACUCUUAAAGAAGUACUGUACAAGAAUUACUGUAAAUGAGAGAUUGUCCUACGGAUGCAAUAUUCAUGUUUAUGAUAACUUUCAUUUUCAGUAUUUCUAGAUUCUUUAAUGCUGUUCUGGUAUAUGCUUUGUUGUGGGCUUUUCUUUUUGUUUGUCAGAACUGGUGUUAUCGUGUCUCUUUUCCCUGAGAUAUAUUUAUUAGAGAUCAUAAAGGAAGUAAUGUGUAAUUCCAGAGUAUCUGUAAAAACACUGCUCGAUAAGGAGUUCAGCAGUUAACAGUCUAAACAGACUUUGAGGGACAGAUCAAUGCUACAUUAAUUUAUUUGAGUUUUAAAAUAAUAUUCAUAUGUGUCCAUUUCACACUGCUAGAUGUUCUAUCAAAGAAUGACUUACAGAUUUAUUAUCUUAGUCACAGGAAUUAAUUCUUCUAUUAACUUUCCUGAGCCUUGAAAUUCAAACUUAGCUUUCUACUUAAAAUCUCUGUGCUAGUGUAUAAGCUAUGACCUUUUUUGGAGGCUGGAUGAAGUUUACUGUAACUUAUUAUUGGUGCUAAUACAAAUAUUUUCAUAGCAAGCUUACGGAUGCGGUAAGCAGUCUGUUGCUAACUUAAACUUUAUAGAACCAAGAUAUGUUUUCUUCUGUUUCCUAAGGAGUAGACUUGAAAGCUUUUUGAAGCAUUUGAAGAUUAGGUGACACUUCAGUACUUGUGAGUUGUCUCUUUCCCUGUUGAAUAGAACAGGUAACAGAUCCCCACAUAGAGACAGUGUGGUAGAGAGUCUCUGGCAAGGAUUAAGGGGAAGGAUAGCAAACAGAUUUGGUUGUUGGUUUCUGCUAUCAGUCAUCCAUCCAUAGCGACAGAGGUGAGGUGUUGUGUUCCACAAGCAAUUAAGAUAAAUCUCUGGAUUGGUAACUCAUCCUUUUGGGAGACUUAAACUUCCCAGAUAUAAACUGGGAAUAUAUGAGUACUGCGACAGGUAAGUCUGUGAAAUUCCUAAAGGACGCUGAAGAUAACUUCUUGUCACAAGUGCUUAGCCAGCUAGGAAAGCUGCCCUUCUAGAACUGUCUUGAGCAUAAGGAAAGUCUUGUGGGAGGUGUGAUGGUAGGUGGCUGUCUGAGCCGCAGCGAUCAUUAAAUAGCUGAGUUCAAAAGAGGUCAGCAGAGUUACCACCCUGGAUCUUAAGAGAGCAAAGUUUAAGCUGCUCAGAGAGCUAGUCAGCAGCAUCCCCUGGCAAUCUGCUUUAGAGAGUUCAGGAGCUCUGUGAGAGCUGCUCACUUCUUAAGAACCACCUUUUAAAAACAUGGGAGCAAGCAAUCCCAUUGUGUCAAGCAAAUAGAAGAGAAUAUCAGCUUUGCUGAACAGGGAGCUCCUUUUGGGACAUGGGCAGAAAAAUAACCUAUGAUCUCUGGAAGCAAGGUCAGGGAGAUUAAAAGAGCUACAGUUCACAGUUGUAGAGAGAAAAUAAGAAAAGCCAGAGCUCAGCUUGAGUUGACACUGGCCAUUGUGUCAGCAAAAAAGGAUUUUUUUAAGUGUCUCAACAGCAAGAGGAGAUCUAAGGAAAACUGUUGGGCUGAUACUUGAUGAAGAUCGUUACCUAACAAACUGGAAUGAGGAAAAAGCAGAGACAUCUAAUGCACUUUUCGCCCUGGCUUUUAAUAUUAAUGAUAGUUCUUGGGUUGCUGGUCCUGUGAGUUGGAGGGACACAAUUCGUGACUAUGGGAGCAUGAUCUGUGGUCACCAUAAGUGUAAGAGAAUAGGUGCAUCAGCACAGUGCUCGUAGUUUGUAGGACAUGACAGGGUUCACUCCAGAGCAAAGGACCUCUCAAGAAUUUACUGAAGGUCUUACAUAUCUGGGGAGUGGGUGUAUCAACAGCAAAUGUACUGAGAAUGCUGAACUGGAAGGUGCUGCUGGCUCUCUGGAGGGAUGAGGCCUGAAGCAGGCACAUUGUAACCGAGCACUGGGCAACCAACCAUCAGCAGCGUGAUGUUCUACAAAGCAAAAUGCUGGAUUCUGCAGCUGGUACAGAGCAGUGCUGGACUCGGGUACACGAGGAGAUGGGUGGCUGGAGAGCGGCUCAGCAGGAGGGGCCUGGGGCUGCUGUGACAGCGGGCUCAGCGUGAGCCAGCAGCGCCCCCUGGUAGUCAAGGGAGUAAAUGUAUUUUGGGGAUUCAUUGCGCACAGCAUAGCCAGCCAAAGGAGGUAACUCUCACUAUUUAGUGUUGGUGAAGCCUCACCUGAAAUACUGAGUGCAGUUCUGGGCUGUAUGAUGUUAAAACUACAUUGAGGUGCUUUGAGAGGAAGGCACCAAAGGUGACAGGGCUGGAAGGGAUGUCCUGUGAGGAGGGGCUGAGGCCACUUUUCUCAACAGGAGUUGAGAAAACAGGAGGCCAGGAGGUGACCUCAGUGCUCUCUGCAGCUCUCUAAGGAGGGGAAGAAGAGGGAGGUGCUGGGCUGCGCUUCUGGGAACCAAUGGCAUUAGGAAAAUUCCAUUACCCUGAGCAUGGUCAAACACUGGAACAGCCUUCCUUUCCUUAGCAAGGUGGUUGAUGCCCUGUGCUUGUCUCUGUUGAAGAGACACAUGGAUAAUACCUUCAAUAUGCUCUAACAUUGGGUUAGCCCUGAUGUGGUCAGAUAGCUGAAUACUGUGGUCUUUGUAGGUCUUUUCCAACUGAAUUCUAUUGCAGUACAAUACUAAGAGAAUGGCAUAACAGAAACAGAAGCAUACAGCCCUCUGUUACAGCUUAUACCUACUUGCAGUAUAUUCACACUGGUUUGAUGUCACAUAGAAAGACUAUAACAAUUUUGACACUUAGACAUAAGAUGCUUGUAGUCAAACACCAAUAAACUUUGUAUUUUGUUUAUACAGUUGAAUGACUCUGAAACACGACUUUGGGUCAAAAUGGUUUAUUUGUAAAUGUACAUUGGCAUUCAAGCUGCUUAGAAUUCCUUAAAAGGCAAGGCAAAACGUGGUUGCUAUAUAUGCAGAGCUUUUCAGCAUCACGUUUCUGUUUAGACUGUCUGUCUCUUCUGGGAAUAGUUCUGAACAAUUGUCCUGGCUACAGUCCGACUUCUGAAUAGAAAAGCUAGAAGUCCAAAGCAUUGCUGCAGCAAUGAAAGUGCACAGGUGCUUGUUUCAGGUACCUGCAGGUUCAGGGCGCUGGAGGCCAGCUGCUGAGCAAAGCCUGCAGGAAAAGUUCUCUUUGGCAAUAUGAAUCAGCCAGUCAGCUUCCUUGGAAGAAGCUGAGGGCAGGGUGUGGAGGGCAGCCGAUCAGCUUCUGCCAGACACAGCUUGCAGUCAAGGGAAAAGCAGUGAAACCACCUGUGAGAAGAGGAUCCCUGCCUUGAGGGGGUGUAUGUAGCAAAUCAAGAGGAUGAUGUGAUUAUAAUUUCCUGAAGGCAGCAGCCUUAUUGCACUGAUAUGUUUAGAAGCCAUCAAUAUGGUUCUGUCAGUAAAAACAAGGGUUGGAUGUUUGUCAAGAAGAGUGGAGAUGGUCUGUACUUAAAAGUUCAUGGGCUCUAAACAAUGUCUCAGCAAGAGUGAGGCAGUAAGUUUUAGUUCUCAAACUUGUUGCUGAUACAUGUGUCCUCCCCAGCAAUGUAGAGUAAGGAAUAUAAGUAAAUUAAGCACAUUUUUGACCCUCUGCCCCUUCCCCUCUCUGGGAGUACUUUUUAGUGCAAUCUUACAUUCCCUGACUCUUAAUUGGUGAGAGAAAUUGGAAACAUUUCAAAGUUCCUUGCCCUGAAAAAAUGCUCUCUGGGACAUUAACUUCAAGUUCACACUUGUUGCCAGGUUUGCUUUUUUUCUUGUUGUUUGUUUUGUUUUUUUUUUUUCCUUUUCUGUACAUUUUGAUGCUCACGAGAGUUUCGGGAGUGGGUUCUGCUGCAAUUGCUACUAUUCCACUAUUCCUCUGGGGCUUCAUGGGACUCCAAAGCUGUGAUCUUCAGCCUUUGGCUGUGUGAGGACCUGUCCAUAAUGCUCUUGGCUGAGACAUAGUCACAAUGUUGGGUCUUCUUAGGUGGUGCUUUUCGUCUGCCUCAGUUGUGGUUUUGUCCUUUGGACUUCAGAUCCUGGGAUAAAUCAGGUUGGAAGGGACCUUUGCACCUAUUCAGCCUCCUGCUCUGGUAGGAUUAGCUGUGAGCUCCAACCAAGUUGCUCAGGCCCAUAUCUAGCCAGGUCUUGAAAAUUUCUGUGGGCGAGGACUGUACAACCUUCCCAGACAACCUGUUCCACUGUUGGACUUCCCUUAGCACCCUGCUCAGCAGGACUGUAAUACAUUUUCUCCAUCCUGUCACUCCUACCAUCUUUUCUCAGCCUGAGAGCCAUGCUCUUAGGCAGACUGUUGUCCAACCCAAAUGCCCAAGCCACUCCUUCACAAAAAGGGCAAUCCUCUUCAUCCCCAGGUCUUCCCCCCUUCCCUCCUGAGGAGCGUGUCCAUCCAUCACCAUCAUCUUGCUGUUCCUGUGUUGCUGUACCAACAGCAUGAAUUCCUCCCACUUGUUCCCCAGGGCUGCACACCUUUGCAUCCACACAUUUGAGGCAGCUUUCAUCUUUUUGAUAUUCUUGAAAUCUCUCUUGUUCCCAUCAGCCUGCAUCCUUACUUUCAAUCACUGCCUCACUUAACUGGUGCUUACAGUAGCCCUCUCUUUACUGCUCACAGCUGAAAGCUGCUCUCACCAGCUUGGCCGAGUUACAGCCACUCAUAUGAGCCCGAUUAGGACAUUCAAAUACAGCCUAAACAUUAAUUUUUAAAAGAAUCUGGAGGAAAACCAGAGGCUGUAAACACAAGGUUGCCAUGACAGAAAAGCAGCAUAUUGCACACUUCUGAGCUAGCUUCGCCUGUACUGUGGCAUCUGCAGGGCUGCACAGCACCAUAUGGAGACACUGGUUCAGGUAUGUACCUUUGGAGCAGGAAAGAUAGGCAAAGAAUAUUUCAAUAAUUUUGCCAACAAACUAAUUACAGGUCUGUGCCGAGUUCAGCUGAAGCAAGUUCAGGAUUUCUAGCCUGAGCUGCAUUUGAGAUCUGAUGAAUCAACAAUCAGGAAGUUUUUUUAAGUGAAAUCAGCUUGUUCACUGGAAAACUGUGUUCCAAAGACUCUAUCUUGCUUAUCACUGAAUUACCUCCAAGACUCUCUUCUAGUACAGAGGUCUUCCAGACACUGUGGAUAAUUCAAGGCUCCUUGAAAACAAGGAUUAAGAUUCACACAAGGCUAACCUGGGCCUGGAGGUAAACUCACAUGCUGCUGAAGUUGCCUUCUUUGCCACUCCGAUGUGAACUGAGGACUAGAUGAUCUCCAGAGAUCCCUUCCAACCCCUACAAUUCUGUGGUUCUGUGUGAUUCUGUGAAUAGAUGGUGCCUAGUUCUCUACAACUAACAGGCAGCUUGUUUGAUGCCACUAUGAAAUCCUUAAUUACAAGUGGAUUUUUAACCACUUCAAAUCUGAAAUCAUUUGGUAUCACUGUGGGAGUACAGUUCUCUGUCAAGUUUGUUCUGCAGGAGGAGAUCACAGCAGGUGCAUGAAUGCCUUUCUCUUCACUAAUUCCUUGUGGGAUCUCUCCAGUACUAUCAUGAUCAUGAAUACUCUUCCCUCCUACUUCUUUUUUUACUGUCCAUUCUAUUUUCACUGUUCCAAUGCUCCAUCACCCUUAAAGUUCUUCUGCAUGUUUGUAUGUAACUUCCUAUGUUCAAGUUUUAGGCCAUUACUCCUUGUGCUAUACACUAUCAAGGAGAACCUGGCCUCAUCCAUUUGCCUCCCACCUCCCUUUAGUUAUUUAUAAACAUUUAUCAGAUCCCCUUUCAGUCUUCUUUUACCUAAGCUGAACAGAUGUGGGUUAUUCAGCCUUUCUAUACGAGCGAUGCUCUAAGACAUUUAUCGUCUUUGUGGUCCUAUGCUGGACUCCUCCUAGGAGAUCCCUGUCUUUUUUGAACUGGGGAGCCCAGAACUGGACACAGUAGUCCAAAUGUGGCCUUGCCUGGACAGAGUAAGGGGGCAGGAUCAGCUCCCUCGACCUGCUGCCCCUGCUCUUGUUAAUGAACCCCAGGUCCCACAAGGGCAAACUGCUGGCUCAUGUCCAACCUGUUGUCCACGAGAACGUCCAGAUCCUUCUCCAGAGCUCCUCUCUAGCCAGUCAUCCCAUCAUUAAACAUUAAUUUGAUCAUUAAACAGUAGUUUUUCAUUUGGCCCAUAAUGUUUUGGGGACCAGCAGUGAAUAAAGCUGUGUUCAAGGAAAGUGGGGUAGUGUUUAGAGCAUUGCACUCCCAUUGCACUGCAACUUUGUGCAGCCUGAUCUCCUGCGUGGACUGACAUUUCACACUGCCUUUUCUGUGGCCUGCAGAGAGAUCAAUUAACCAGGCUUGGUGGGCCUCACCAAUUCUUCGAAUGUUUUCAAGAAUUUUGUUCAUCUAAGACAUUUGUCUGACACUGGCUGUAGUAUUAGAAAACAGAAAUUUGGUGCGAGCUCUUUGAGGCACUCGACCCUUUGAAAAAGAUUUCUGUUUUUUACUGUUAUUAUGGGGAACAUUAUGUUCAAUUUGUUUUACAGAAAGCCUUCAGAGAUGGGUUUUUGUUCCCAUGCUGAGCUCUCUUGUGCAUACAAAUUUGUAGUAAAUGUAAACAGUGCAGCCCUAUAUUGGAAUCUUGCAUGGAUCAACUCCCAGAAUAUGUCUUGUAGGUAUUAUCAUCACAGCCCGACGGGGGAAGCCAGCGCACAACAAAUCACAAAGGCAUCGGCUCCCACUCGUGUUGCUCACUCUGUAGGGUGGAACAAUUCCUGUAAUUCUGUAUCUCUUUUUCUUAUGUUGGACAGAAGCAAAACUGCAGGAACUGCUGUUCCUGCGGAGAGGACUUUACAUUAGACAUUGGAUUGUUAGAUGGAAAAGCACUAUUAUUUAAAUACUUUCCAUAUAUUUACAUCUAAACUUAGAUUUUCUGAAGUCUUUUUCUAGGAGCUAUCACUGGCGAUUUUUAGGGUGAAAGAAAGAACCAGAAGAGUUCAUAUAGGUCUCACACAUAAAUGGUAAUUACUAUCCUAUUAUUCAUCAAAAAUAAUGACAUAGUGGAAAGAAAUAUGUACAACAAACUGUCAAUAAAAAGUAAAAUGCUUUGUCCCCUUGAAAAAAUUCCUCCAUUAAUUUUCUGUAGUCCUCCCAGUGAUGCAGUGCUUUUAUAAAAGGAUGGGAUUUGAGAGAGCAUACUGAAAGGGUAAUCACAAAUUAAAUAUAUGCAACUGUGAGUAUUUAUGCAGUAAGCAAAAAAGAAACAUCAGUGACUCCAACCUGAAAUGGGAUUCAGGGAUUUAGUGACUCUGGAAAUACAGUAUAGAGAAUGGCUUUGUACAUCUUUAGGUGAUUUGUGCCUCUUUAUUUUGAAAAUUAUCUCUAGACACACAACAAAAGCGUGUUUGCUCUAAUUGCUUGAUACAGGAGCUUGGAAAGGAAGAUCUCAUUUGAAACGACCAUAAUCUCUUUGGUGGAGACACUAAAGACCUUAGCUACUCUAGCUCUGCAAUGAAGUCCAUCUUUAAGAGGCUUUGCCUUGCAGUUGGCUUAGGAACUUGGAAUAUUACCUUUCUGAAUUACCCUAAAAAACCAGUGCUUACAGAUAGGACCAGACUUUCACCCUUCUCCCACACAGAGUAUUUGCUUUUAGGUCCUCUCUUUAGAGUAGACAAUAUUCUCAAUCUCUAAAGUGUUUUGCAGCAAUUAAUUUUAUAUUUCCUCUAGGAGAUAACACAGUAAGACGAUCUCUGUGUUUGUUCAGUAAGUUGCUGUUCUCUUGUGGUGUUGGAGUCUUCAGUACGAUAAAGUAAACUAUCUGGUGCUUUCCUUCCUGAGAUGUAGGCAGUUUUUGUUGCAUACUGAAAUGAGAAUGCAUUUCCCAAAGCAAUGCUUUUAACUGUUGAUCUCAGAACCCCUGAUGGUCUAGAAAACUACAUCUAAAGAACUUGCAAAAACGAAAAGCGAGAAAACAAUGCUAAGAAAGCUGAGCUACGUGUUGGCCAGCUUAAAUUCCCACAACAAAGGUGUUUAUCUUUCAGGAUCUUCCAAACAAAACAAAGGUCAAAGUGAUCUCUAUUGAGUUGUCAUUAGAGAUGGAGCAUUUCUUGCAUUCCAAGAUCACUUUAUGGUUAAUAUUUUCUCCAAGUACAUGGUGAUAUGUGAAGGCUAUGUCACUCAUAAAGCAUGGUUUCUGAUGGAGAAAGCAGAAAUAUUUUUUUGGAUGUCUGACAAACUCUGAAUGAUAUCUCUUAAUGGUGAGAGAAUUGUUAUUGUCGAGCAGACUAUCUAGAGUUUCUGACCUCUGCCCUGGCAAAAAACUUGCAUUUAUCCUUAUAAAUUAUAUAGGGAGAAUACAGACAUCUCUGUUUGUCUUGAUUUAGUUUUAUCCCACAAGUAUAGGGUUACAAGUAUGUGGCAGUUAGGCAUAAGUGAUAUGAUUUUAUGCUCCAAAUGCUGAUAAGAGAGAAGCUUCAAAUCACAUAGGUUAAUGCAGACUUCAUUCAGAGACACCUAGUCAGAAUCUCCUAGACUUUUCCAGACCUACCAACUAUUGCUGCAGAAGUCUAUAAAUACUCAGGGCUGCCAGCUGCUUGCUCCCAGUAGGAAUGGAUGCCUUCUUCUGAAGUUAAUCUUCCUGAUUCAGUGGGGACCUCUCACUGCCAAGCUGACCCAGGGGCUUCUGAAGUCAUCUGUUUGUUUUAUGUGAUCCUUAAGCCUGAGAAGGCAAACUGUCCUCCCUAUUCCCCAUUCCCAGCAAGUUUUUUCCUCCUGACUCCAAUAACAGCAGGACACAACCCUGACAUUUUUCUCAGAUGCAGAGAUAGCAGCAGAUGAUGUUAUAGUGUGGCCACUGCCACUCCUCUUAUUUGCACAAAUUAUGUAAAUGUAUGGGGUGUGGUGAAUGUUUUUCUCUAGAAUCUUUAUUCUGUUUUUCUAAAAAGAUUGAUGAACUUUAUUAUUACUUUUUUUCUUCUGGAGUUCAGUAAGCUGGAGCUUUCAAAGUUGUGCUUCACUUGCUCCCAUGUUUGUACUGGCAGAAAGAAGAAUUUAAAGCUGAGCCUUUUCCUGCUGGGUGUUUUUCUUCUCUGUGAUAAACAGAAAAUAUGCAGUUGGUGUCACGAUAGCAGUAGGUGCAGGAUUCAACUAACACUUCCCAGCAGAAAAUUCCCUGUCUUGCCAGGACAUUGAGGAGACAUGAGAAUGAUUCAUUUCUCUGAUAACACAGCAGGAACACAGGUCCAAUUGUUUUCUAUGUAGGUCAGAAUGGGGUAUAUUGGCAUCUCUGUUUGCAGACUUUACAAAGAAGUCUGGGAAUGGGAAGCAUUGCAGAAAAAAAACCGUGCUGCUAAUACUUAAAUUGUUCCCCUGGCAGAGGUAGGCUGUAAACCAUUUGCUGUCAAGUACUUGCAGUCUAGCUGGCAUAGCUGGACGCUGUCUGUACACCAGGAGGUUUAGUUCUUCAGGUUAAACAGCUCAUCUACUCUUUACCCAACCUCUUUGAUUAACAUCUGGGUCCAUGUCAAGGAAGGCCCCUAGAAAUACUCAAUCAUGCUGUUCCACUGUGACUACCUGACAGCAGUUUAUGUUCGUGGAGAUACUUCGUGUACUUAAGAGUCAGGGGAAAUUAGCAGGUUACUUGGCUCUGGCUUUUCAUUGCAUCUCUGUGCCUUUUAAAGUCUACAAUAGUGCAUCAGAAACCUGUUCAUCUGUCAGUUUGGUUUUAAUCUAUCCAGUCAAUGCCAGCUUCACCUAUUGGCAGGAAGCGAUGUUGGGAAUAAUCGUGUUGUUUAAUGUAUUGUAAUGCUUUAUUGGAUGCCUCACUGCACAUUGUCACAGCACGCCUUCUUGUGGGAGUCCUCUGGCUCUCCCCUGCUGUCUCUUCCUUCCAGGAAAGCCGUUUGCAUUUGAAGAUCAAGAGGUAAGCUUUUAUCUUUGUCCCUGUGUAAGUGUGCCAUGGGAGGCAGCUGGGGCUGCUUUCGUUUGGUUGCUUUGGACGACACCAUCCACUCUUCAGAGCAUGGAGUGCUUCUGCAUGUUUCCCUGCAGUCACCUCCAGCACCGGUUUCCAGGUUUGUUCAUCAUGGUUCUCUGUUACCAUCAGCUACAUAAACAGAAGCACUAGAAAUAAUACUGCUCUAUGCUCUACACCCAGGACAAACCAAGACAUGUAUUACGCCCUCCUGGUCUGGGCACAGAAGUCUUUCCUAAACGAUGCAUCUCCUUGAUGCAGACUGUCAGAUUCUUCUUGUAACACUGGGAGAAAUGCACAAUGCCUUAUGGCAUUGGGUGAGUGUGUUAUGGCAAGGAUUGCAGCCAGAGCCAUGUUUGAUUAGGCCCUGCAUCGUACACAAUUAAAGAAACAUUUACUUUGUCCCCAUACCUUGAGAUCUGAAUAGAUUUUGAAGCAGUUGGAGGCAGCGUUCCAAGAUCAGAUCAUACACUCGUUUGUUUUUCUCAGGAAAGGAGGAAAUAAAUCCUGAUGGCUGGACAUGAUGUUGUCUGAUGAUCCUACUUUUUCUUGGCAUGUUUAUCAGCACAAUCUGGACUUUUUGGAGACUGUUCUCCUCCCUCCAUCAGACCUAACCAUUUAUAGCAAUUCUUUUCUCAGAGGUACAGUUAAUUAUUUUAUGAAGAUCUGUCUCGUAGAGGAAAAAUAGCAAGUGAGGCAAUAAUAAAUUUAAAAUUAAAGAUGUUAAAUUGCAACACAAUUCAGAAGGAAAGUGGGUGAUAACUGACAUUUUUAUUUCAGCCUCAACAUAAGAAUUUGAUUUAAUCUACUUUUUCUUAUUGGUGAGGCUUAAUUUAAAAAAAGCCAAGGAAUUUCUGUCUACCUGUCUGCAGGUCAGUGCUCUCCUCCAGAGAAAAGCAGACUGAAGCCCUGGGUUGUAUGAUUGUGGAAGCAGCUGUAGCUUGAGAGCUUUCAACAGAAGUCACCAGCUGAAGAUCUUGAUUGUUACUGAUUGUGAAGAAGGGCAUAAAUAUGUAUGAUAUAUAAUAUAAAUUCCAAUAUUGGGAAAGUUUUUGGUUUCUGCUACAGUGCUCUUGCAUAAAAUGCACUCAAACAGACCAAACAGAACACCAAGAUCAGGCACAGCAAAGCAUCUGUGUAUGUAAAUGCAACUUGAAUUUUCAAAGGGCUUCAGUGUUGAAACCCAACCCUUGUAGGCAUCUUUGAGAAACUACUGUCAGUAUCAAUGACACAACAGUUUAUGCUGGGAAGAAGAAACAGGGCAUGUCUUCUGUGGAAGCAUCAUGCUGUGAUGAAUGGCCAGUAGGUCUGGUGAGUCAGUCAUCCAUCCAGGCUGCUCUUUGUUUCUGUAAAUGAGCUUGUGUGUAUCUGGGAGAAUGGGAACUCAUCUGGAACCUGAAAACUAAUCCAAGAAAUAGCUCAGUUGGUGCUGUGACAAAAAUGUAAUCAUUUCAGAUGUUCAGAUAAUGGUGAUGCUUUUAAUAUAACAGGAUAUUAUAACCUUGUUUAACACUACCACUACUGUUUGUUGCUGAAAGGAGGGGGAAAAAAAGGAAUGUAGAUCAUGAGAUACACUUUAAUCUUCCUGUUUUGAUAUCAAACAUAGGGAUAAGGAGUAGGAGAUAGGAUGGAAAAUGACCUUUUGGUAAAACUUUGCCACUCGAACUUUAAUUGUCAGGUUUAAAGAUUGUAUUUGAAUAUGAGUGGUGUAAUAAUUGAGCUCUAUUAAGCUAUUUUGUAUGCAUCUAUUUAAAACAGAAAUUUAAAUAAAGCUACUUUUUAAAGUAG